AAGUUUAGUGUCCAGAUGUUGAACACAAGUUCUUCAUUUCUUUCAUAAAAAUAAUUUUGUUAAAUUUUCUAUAAAAUGCAAGUACUGAACAUUCUUGUGAUAGCUUCUUUGUGAAUGUGUCAGUGUUCCUGAUUUGCGCAUGCCUUAUAAUUUAGGCUUUCUUUUGUUUGGGGUUGGCAGUUCCAACUGUUAAAGCUCUUGUCUGAUUCUGUGGAACUCCAUUUUAAUGGGAGCAGCUUCUUUGCUGAAUUUUUAAAAAAUGGUCUCGGAAGCUUCUUACUGUGGAUCUUUGUUGAGGACAAAGGAUUAUUUAUGCUAAAGGAAAAUGUAUUCCCCACUGAAUGAGCUCGUGGGAAGGAUAACAAGCUCAUUAAUAAUGCUCACUUGUACUUUGGCCUUUUGCUGUGGCAGAAAGAAGGAAAAAUUACAUCAAAAAGGACAUUCUGUUGUCUUUUGCCUUCCUGCAAAGAAAAUGUGGUAUAAUAUUAGGCUCUUUAGUUCAGUUUAGCUCAGGUUCAACUUUGGUAUCAGAAGAAAUAUUCCUGAAAGGAAAGGGAUAGAUGUAGUUGCUGCUGUGUAUCAGAAAAGCAACAAAGGAACUACAUCAAUAUAGAUGGCCAUGCAGCCUGCAAUUCAAGUAUGGUUUGGAGAAGAUCUGCCGUUAAGUCCAAGGAAUCCUCUGACUCCCAGACAUGGACCAGGAUUGGCUGAUGUUUGUCAAUAUGAUGAGUGGAUAGCUGUGAGGCAUGAAGCUACUCUGUUGCCUAUGCAAGAAGAUCUGUCAAUCUGGUUGUCUGGUUUGUUAGGUAUAGAAGUUAAGGCGGAGAGCUUAUUGGAAGAACUUGAUAAUGGAGUACUGUUGUGCCAACUGAUUGACAUUCUUCAAAACAUGGUGAAAACAUGUAGCGCUGAAGAACCAGAGAAAUUUCCAUUGAGAAAAGUGCCAUGUAAGAAAGAUGCUGCACCAGGUUCAUUCUUUGCCAGAGACAAUACUGCAAACUUUCUUCACUGGUGUAGGCAUAUUGGGGUUGAUGAAACUUACCUCUUUGAAUCUGAAGGUUUAGUUUUGCACAAAGAUCCAAGACAGGUAUAUCUUUGUCUUCUUGAAAUUGGACGAAUUGUGUCAAGAUAUGGAGUGGAGCCACCAGUAUUAGUAAAACUGGAGAAAGAAAUUGAAUUAGAAGAAACCUUGCUUAAUACUUCUGGGCCUGAAGAUUCCAUCAGUAUUCCCAAAUCAUGCUGUCAGCAUGAAGAGCUGCAUGAAGCUGUUAAACAUAUUGCUGAAGACCCUCCCUGUAGUUGUUCUCAUCGAUUUUCAAUUGAGUACUUAUCUGAAGGGCGUUACCGACUAGGGGAUAAAAUACUUUUUAUAAGAAUGCUUCAUGGAAAACAUGUUAUGGUCCGUGUUGGUGGAGGCUGGGAUACUCUUCAAGGAUUUUUGCUUAAAUAUGAUCCCUGUCGAAUAUUACAAUUUGCUACACUAGAGCAAAAAAUUCUAGCAUUUCAAAAAGGAGUUUCUAAUGAAAGCGUACCUGAUUCACCUGCCAGAAUACCUCAGCCUCCUGAAAUGAAUCCUUUGUCAGCGGUUAACAUGUUUCAGAAACAAACUUCAAAACCUGGCACGCCAGUUCCCAGGAGCAAGGAGAAGCAGGUGCAUCCACCAGGUGUUCUGCAGCCAGCUUCUUCACGGAAAGGAGGUAAUCUCGGCUCCACGUCAGACCCGUCUAAAUUUCCAAAGUCCCCAGCAGUGUCUUCCCAUCUGAAGUUCAAGUCUUCUAAAGACAAAACAAAAAAGCCACAUGCUCCAUCAAACAAUGUCUCAUCUUCACUGGCUUCUUUAAACCCGGUAGGUAAAAACACUUCUUCACCUGCUUUAUCAAGAACUGCACCUUGUGUUUCUGAGUCGUCAUCCUCCAGGACCCCUAAGGCCAAGGUUAUUCCAGCCCACAAAUCAAAAGACCUGCCUGAGUCUACUCUGUUGCCAAGUAAAUAUUCUGGAAAAACUGAGUUGAAGUAUUUGAAGCAGAAUCAUAUUUCUUCAAAGGAUGAAAAAGUAAUUCACUCAGCUGCACAUUUAAGUUCAUCGUCAAAGUAUCCAAAGGUACCUAAAGCAAACGUACACGUAAGGCCUAAACCUUCUCCUUUGCAGUCCCCUGCAAAAAUGACAAAAUCCAGUUCUAAAACCAAAGCCACAGUUCUAGAAACACUGUCUCAGCCAUCUGCUGGAGCCUCUCAUGCAGGGGUAGUCCCUGCACAGAAACUUAAAUCAGCCUUGAAUCUAAAUCAGCCAGUUUCUGUGUCCUCCAUUUCCCCUGCGAGAAAUGCACAGGAAUCAAAAGAUGCUAAAAUUUCAGUUGCCAAAAAGCAGCAUCAGAAUAAAAGUACAUGCCAAAAGGCAGGACCCAGUUCCUCAAAAUCCCCUGGCCGUACUCCACUGUCAAUCAUGAGUGUUCCCCAGUCUUCUGCAAAAGCACAGUUGAUACCAAAGUCAGCGCACAGUGCCACAAAGGGCCAGUAUUCAGCCAAAGGGCCUCCCAAAAGCGACAAGACUCCAACUUCAAGCAGGAAACCACCUUCUUCUGGUAAGGAAGCAGAUAAUGGAGAUAAGAAACCUACUGCAAAGAAAAAGGAAGAUGAUGACCAUUAUUUUGUUAUGACUGGAAGUAAGAAACCUAGAAAAUAAAUAAAUAUAUAUAUGUUUGUGUGUCAUUUUAAGAAAAUGGGACAGGAGCAGGUCAAUGUGUUAGCUUUGCACAUAAAAAUUUCUCCUGUAUGUAUUUGUCCAAAUAGGUGCAGACAUUAAGUACAAUGGAAUGGAUGAUUAAGGUUGAGGUUGGGGUCAGAGGCUGGGAUGAGGAGGAGGCUCCUCAGAAUUCAGAUCUCUGAAUUCACCAGAAGCUACUCUUGUAAGGCAUACUGUUGUAAAAUCACCACAUGGUUCUUAUUGAAAAAUAGACGUGCAUGUGAUUUCAGUCUAUAGCAUCAGUAUCAGUGGCUGUCUUUAAGGGAAAUGUACAAGUCAAAUAACACUACUAGAAUUACAAUUACAGCAGGAGCGGGAAACCUUUCUUCUGUGAAGGGCCAUUUGGAUAUUUAUAAUGUCAUGCUUGGGCCAUACAGAAUUAUCAGCUUAAAAAAAAAUUUGCUUGCUGUUACUGAAUUGCGAGUCAAGGCAGGCCAGACCAAAGGACCUGCAGGCCUUAUAUGGCCCACAGACUGGUUGUUCCCUACCCCUGAACUAUGGGGACUGUUUUUAAAAUAUAGUUUUAAAAGAUGGGGUUACAUACUUGCUAAUGCAGCAGUGGUGCUCUUAAUAUUAGAUAUUACAUUUUAGUAAAAAAGAAACGGUUUGGCACUUGUCCUACAGAAGGCACCUAAUUUAACUUCCUGGUCACCAUUGCCUGGUCCAACAAUGCCAGGUGACAAUGGUGUGCAUGUUAGCUUGGCAUUGCUCUGGGCGAGGUACAGUUCUUAGUACUUACAUGUUUUUAAGCUUUCAAAUCAGAAGGAAGUGAUUAUUUUACCUGGCAAUAUUUUGUUACCAGUGUUUUUGGUAUAAAUAAAUAAAAUUAAUUUAUUGAAACAAAAACUGAAACUUGGUUUAAAAAAAUCCAAGAUUUUAACUAUAUUGUCUAUAAAAACUUUGCUUAUAUUUUAGUAGAUAUUGUGCAAUGUAAUGGGGAGACUGAUUUAAUAGCUACUAGCAUAUUAGAGAUAUUUUAAUGUUUCCUAUGAAUACAGAUAUGAAUUUUACAUGAAAAUAAUGUAUUUAACAUCAGAGUUAUUUUAACAAUCUUUUUUUAUUUUAUAUUUUGGUGAUCCAACACUAAUAUUUAUUUUAUUGCUCAAAUUACUUUGCUUUUGUGUUUUGAGCACUCUUUUAUUUUUCCCCAGAGAAACCUUUUAUUUAAGGAAAAACAAACUUCAUGCAUUUCAUAAGUACAACUUUAGGAAUAUAUUGAUUUUUCCCUCUGUGCCUGCCCUCCCACCCACACUUGCACACUUCUUCCACCCUUUCCUAUUCCCAGUCUUAUUUUAUACUAAUGUCUAUUUCCAAUUAACUUUAUACACAGAAUAUUAAGUCUAUAGUAAGUAAAGAACUUCUCAAAAUGUAUGAAAAAAGGAAACAAUUUUUAAAAAUUAAAAACUUUCUCAACAGUUGAAACAGGGAUGUUCAGAGUCAUUGCAUCUCAAAGUUAAAUUAACUUUUUUUUUUUUUAGAAACUUAAUUAACUUAAAAAAGAAGCACCCAAGAAUGAUACAUCUUUUGGAAGCACUUAGAGAUAACUGUAGCUUAUGAGACUUAAGAAUAGCCUAUUCCCUUACUACAUUAAAAGAAAGUAAGUCUUUGGGAACAAGUUUUAUCAUUAAAGAAGCUCCUAAGAAAACAAACAAUGGAGUUGGACACUUUGGCAUAGCUAAAACUUAUGAGACAUAAGUAUAUCCUCUACUUAAUAUACUAAGAUGGAAUAGAUCUUUGAAAACAAGUUUUAUUGCUAGCUCUCCUAAUAUAACUCUUUGAGGGCAGAGGUCCUUCAUGAGAAGUUAGUGCACAGUGACUCCUGUUGUUAAUUUAAUAAUUAACACUCUUAUGUAUAAUGUCAGUCAUCACCCGAGGCUUUUGACAUGAGCUGCCUAGGCUAUGGAAGCCUUUUGAAUCCACAAACUCCAUCAGUAUUUAGAUAAGGUCAUAUGCAAAGUGGAAAUUCUCUCCUCCCUUCAGAGAAAAAUACAUCCAUCUUUGAUGAUCACUUUUUUCCACAGGGUUCUCACCCAUAGAGGUCCUUCAUUUUUUGCCAUAGUGUGUUGGCUUUCCAUUCCUGAUGUGCUCUCAUGGGCUUGUCAGCCAGACCAGAAUGCCUUAAGGGCUGAUUCUGAGGUCAAAGUGCUACUUUAAGUGAUUGUCAUUCUAAGAGUUUGCUGUAUGGACUGUUUCACAUGCUGGAGCAUUCACUCCUUUUUAUUUCUAUCUAUUAUUAUUACCAGAUACUUAAUCCUAUUUAUGAUUACUUUAACACUUAAUCUUAUCCAUAUGAUCACUCCAAUAUUCAAAAUGCUAUUUUUGCCCCCUAGCUUUAGAGGAUUUGGGGUCCCAUGGAAAGUUUUUAAACUGUACCAUUAGAAGUAAGUCCAUAAGAAUGUAUAAAGAACUAUACAGCUUUACAAUUACAGACUUCAUACACUUCCUAAUUACAACUUUAGGAAUAUAGUCAUUCUUCCCACCAUGCCCAUACUCCAACCCCUCUUCCUCCUCCUUCUCUUAUUCCCACUCUUAUUUUUUACUAGGAUCUAUUUUCAAUUAACUUUAUACACAUAUGAUUAACUCUAUGUUAAGUAAAGAGUUCAAUAAAUAUUAAGAAGAAAAAAAACUGUUCCUCAACAAUCAGGACAGGGCUAUUCAGAGUCAUUGCUUCUCAAAGUGUCAAUUUCAUGUCUACAGAUUGCCUUCUAGGUGUCCUGUUAGUUAUCAUGGGUCAGGGAGAACAUAUGAUAUUUGUCCUUUUGGGACUGGCUUAUUUCACUAAGUAUGAUGUUUUCCAGUUUCAUCCAUUGAAUUGUAAAUCAUCAAUUUCAUUUUUUUUGCUGCUGUAUAGUAUUCCAUGGUGUACAUAUCCCAUAAUUUCUUUAUCCAGUCUUCGGUUAACAUGCAUUUGGAUUAAUUCCAUAUCUUUGCUAUUGUGAAUUGAGCUGUAGUAAACAUGGGGGUACAGAUAGCUCUUUCAUAUGCUGAUGUCACUUCCCUUGGGUAAAUUCCCUGUGGUGGGAUGGCUGGGUCAUAUGAUAGAUUUAUAUUCAGAUUUCUGAGGUAUCUCCAUACUGUCUUUUUUUUUUAAAGAUUUAUUUAUUUUUACUUGAAAGUCAGAGUUACAUAGAGGAGAGGCAGAGAGAGAGAGAGGGAGAGAGAGAGGUCUUCCAUCCACUGGUUCACUCCCCAGUUGGCCACAACAGCCGGAGCUGAGCUGAUCAGGAGCCAGGAGCCAGAAGCGUCUUUCAGACUCCCACAUGGGUGCAGGGCCCAAGGACUUGGGCCAUCUUCUACUGCUUUCCCAGGCCAUAGCAGAGAGCUGGAUCAGAAGUGGAGCAGCCAGGUCUCAAACUGGCCCAUAUGGGAUACCAGCACUGCAGGUGGCGGCUUUACCCACUACACCACAGAGCCAGCCCCCAUACUGUCUUUCAUAUUGGCAUUACCAGUUUACAUUCCCACCAACAGUGGUUUAAGGUACCUUUUUCCUCACAUCCUCACCAGCAUUUGUUGUUUGCUGACUUUUGUAUGAACGCCAUUCUAAUGGGGGCAAUGUGGUUUUGAUUGGCAUUUCCCUGACAGCUAGUGAUCCUGAGCAUUUUUUCAUAUGACUGUUGGCCAUUUGGAUUUCCUCUUUUGAAAAAUGCCUGUUUAAUUCCUUUGCCCAUUUAAUAACUGGGUUGUUUGUUGUUGAGUUUCUUGGUCUCUUUGUAUAUUCUGGUUAUUAAUCUCUUUGUAUAUUCUGGUUAUUAAUCCUUUAUCAAUUGUAUAGCUUGCAAAUAAUAUCUCCUAUAUUACCUGUUCACUUUCUUGAAUGUUUCUUUUCCAGUACAGAGCUUCUCAAUUUGAUGUAAUCCCAUUUAUCAAUUGUGGCUAUGAUUGCCAGUACCUCUAGGGUCCUUUCUAAGAACACUUGGCCUAUGCCAGUGUCUUGCAGGGUUCCCCCUGUGUUCUCUAAUAAUUUGAUGGUAUCAGGUUGUAGAUUUAAGUCUUUAAUCCAUUUUGAGUGGAUUUUUGUGUAAGGUGUAAGGUAGGGAUCUCGCUUCAUGCUUCUGCAUGUGUGGCGAUCCAAUUUUCCCAGCACCGUUUGUUGAAGAGACUGUUCUUACUCCAGGGAUUGAUUUUAGCUUCUUUGUCAAAGAUAAGUUGGUAAUAGAUGCUUGGAUUGGUUUCUAGAGUUUCCAUUGAGUUCCAUUGGUCUAUCCAUCUGUUUUUAUACCAGUACCAGGCUAUUUUGAUUAUAGCUGCUCUGUAAUGUAUCUUGAAGUCUGGUAUUAUGAUGCAUCCGACUUUGUUUUUGUUGUAUAAGAUUGCUUUAUCUAUUUGGGGUUUCAUGUGUUUCCAUAUGAAUUUCAGUAUCAUUUUUUCUACAUCUGAGAAGAAUGCCCUUGGUAUUUUGAUUGAUAUAGCAUUGAAUCUGUUAAGUUGCUUUCAGUAGUAUGGACAUUUUGAUGGUAUUAAUUAUUCUAAUCCAUGAACAUGGAAGAUUUUUCCCUUUUUGUAUAUUCUAUUUUUUUCUGUAAUGCUUUGGAAUUCUUAUUGUAGAGAUCCUUGACAUCCUGGGUUAAGUUUAUUCCAACAUUUAUUUAUUAAUUUUUUUUGGUAGCUGUUGUGAAUGAGAUUGAUCUUAGAAGUUCUUUCUCAGCCGUGGCACUAUUUGUGUAUACAGAGGCUCUUAAUUUUUGUGUGUUGAUUUUAUAUCCUUCUACUUUACCAAACUCUUCUAUCAGUUCCAAUAGUCUAUUAGUAGAGUCUUUUGGAUCCCCAAAUAUAGAAUCAUGUUAUCUGCAAAUAGAGAUAGUUUGACCUUCUCCUCCCCAAUUUGUAUCCCUUAGAUAUUUUUUUCUUGCCUAAUGGCUCUGGCUAAAACUUCCAGGACUAUAUUGAAUAGCAGUGGUGAGAGUGUGUGUGCUUGUCUGGUUCCAGAUCUCAGUGGGAAUGCUUCUAACUUUUCCUCAUUCAAUAGGAUGCUGGCUAUGGGUUUAUCAUAAAUUGCCUUGAUUGCAUUAAAAUUAUUCUUUCUAUACCCAAUUUGCUUAGAAUUUUCAUCAUGAAGGGACACUGUAUUUUAUCAAAUGCUUUCUCUGCAUCUAUUGAGAUAAUCAUUUGGUUUUUGUUCUUGAAUUUAUUAAUGUGGUGUAUCACAUUGAUUUGCGAAUAUUGAACCAUCCCUGCAUUCCAGGGAUAAAUUCUACUUGGUCAGAGUGGAUGAUCUUUCUGAUGUUUUGUUGGAUUUGAUUGACUAAUAUUUUGUUGAGGAUUUUUACAUCUGUGUUCAUCAGGGAUAUUGGUCUAUAGUUCUCUUUCUUUGUUGCUUCUGUUCCAGGUUUGGGUAUUAAGGUGAGGCAAGCUUCAUAGAAGAAGUUUGGGAGGAUUCCCUCCUUUUCAAGUGUUUUGAAUAGAUUGAUAAGAAUUGUAAUUAGUACUUUAAUUUUCUGGUAGAAUUUAGCACUGAAGCCUUCUAGUCAUAGUGUUUUCUUUGUUGGAAGAGUCUUUAUUACUGAUUCAGUCUCCAUCUUGGUUAUUGAUCUCAUGUUUUCUCUCCAUGACUCAAUUUUGGUAGAUUGUAUCUUUUUAGGAAUCUAUCCAUUUCUUAUAGGUUUGCUAGUUUAUCAGCCUACAACUCUUUGUAAUAAUUUUUGAUGAUUCUUUCUAUUUUUGUGGUGUCUGUUGUUAGAUUUGCUUUUUCCUCUCUGAUUUCAUUGAUUUUGGUCUUUUCCUUUUAUUUAUUUAUUUAUUUUUUUGGUUAGGUGCACAGUUGUGUAUCAAUUUUGUUUAUUUUUUCAAAAAACAGCUUUUUUAAAAUUUUUUCUCUAAUUUUAAAUUUCUUUCUUUCUACUAGUUUUGGGUUUGGUUUGUUGUUGAUGUUAUAGGUCCUUGAUAUGCAUUGAUGGCUCAUUUAUUUGGUGCCUUCCCAGUUUCUUCAUGUAGGUUCCAAUUGCUAUGAACUUCCCUUUUAACACUGCUUUUGCUGUAUCCCAUAGGUUUUGAUAUGAUGUGUGUCAUCUUCAUUUGUUUCCAGAAAUUUUUGAUUUCUCUUUUUAUUUCUUCUAUGACCUACUCUUUAUUCAGGAGCAUGUUAUUCAGUCUCCAUAUGUUUAUGUAUGUUCUAGAGAUUCUUGAGUUGUUGAUUUCUAGCUUCAUUCCAUGUGGUCCGAGAAGGUGCGUGGAAUGAUUUAGAUUUUUUCGAAUUUGGUUUCUAUAAGCAUGGACUAUCUUUCCAUCCAUUCACUUUCAGUCUACAUGCAUUGUUUUUGGUGAGAUGUGUUUCUUGUAAGCAGCAAAUAUAUGGGUCUUGUUUUCAAUCCAUUCAGCCAGUCUGUAUCUUUUAACUGGAGGAUUGAGGCUGUUUACAUUCAAGGUGACUAUUAAUAAGUAACAACCUGACCCUGCCAUUGUUGUGUAAAUAUUCCUAUUGUUUAAUUGGAUUUAUUUUGGAUUUCUAUUGGUGGUUUUUCUGCCUUCUCAUUCUUUCAUAAUGAUGGCUAUCUUUCUGUAUCUCUGUGUAGCACAUCCUUAAGCAUCUUCUGUAAGUCUGGAUGAGUGUCGACAAAUUCUUUCAAUUUCUAUUUGUUAAGGAAGGUCUUUAUUUUGCCUUCAUUCAUAAGUACAAGCUUUGUGGGGUAUCAUAUUCUGAGUUGACAGUUUUUUUCUUUUAAGACUUGGACUAUACCUUGCCAUUCCCUUCUGGCCUGUAGGAUUUCUGAUGAGAAGUCAACUGUGAGUCUAACUGGUGAUUCUCUGAAAGUGAUUUGUUGGUUCUCUCUUGCCCAUUUUAGAAUCUUUUAUGUUUUACUGUGGAAAGUUUGAUAUAAUGUGUCCUUGGUGAGGGUCUUUUCUGGUCAUGUCUUUAGGGGUUCUAUGUGCUUCAUCUACUGGAACAUCCCUUUCUUUCUCCAAAUUGGGAAGUUUUCUGUAACUGUUUUACUCACCCUGUCCACGGCUGCGGCUCUCUGUGGGUGCCUUAGCACUUACCACGCAGUUUCAAGCUGUUUCCCCUUCUCCCGUGGGGCUGCCUGGGUGGUUUUCUCUUAUCUUCUCCUCCAAGUGUGUAUUCCCUACCUUAUUCCCCACGCUUUUUCUUCCUAGCCCUGCAUAGCGUGCUGCUCCCUAAUCCACCAUUUUUUCCAGGUUUUAACAAUCUUAAAAUUAAGAUAAUGUUAAAAGAAUCUUUGAUACUAUAUGUAAUUUCUAUCAUGUGAUUAUCAUUUUUCUUGAGAUUGUGCAAUAAUACCAGAGUUAGUUAGAUUUUACCAAUUAUUUUAAUGGUCUUUAAUAACAUCAUGCUGCCUGCAUGUUUCUGAUGGCAAGUGGCUAGCCUGUGAGGAUGUUUUCUGCUGUGUAGGAAGAUUUUCUCAGAAAUCUCCCCAUCACAUAAUGGUGGCAUAGACUCCAUCUAUUUAAAAUUACACUUGCAAAUAAUUUAUUUUUAAGGUUUGUGACUAUUUAAAAAUUAUUAAUAUACUUUGAGAAGUGUUACAGUAUUAGGUUAUUAUGUUCAAUAUUGAGGUUUGCACAUCUAUGUUUGCUUUCAACUAAAAUGUUUUUACUAGAGAAAAAUAAAGUUCAUACAAAUGUACAGUCAUAGAACAAGCUUAAGUUGAUUACUAACAUUCUAUAGAUCAUAAAGCAAGAAAACGUAUAAAAAUAAGUGCUCUAGGGGUGAGUGUCGUGGCACAGUGAGUUAAGCCACUGCUUGGGACUCUUUACAUCCCAUAUCAGAAUGCCUGGGAUCAAGUCUUUGCUUCUGAUCCAGAUUCCUGCUAAUGUACCUAGAGACAAACAUAAAGCCAAGGCACUUGGGUUCCUGCCACCUAUGUGGGAGAUCUGGGUGGAGUUCUUGGCUCUUGACUUCAGCCUGGACUAACCAUGGCUUUUUUUUUUUUUUUUUAAGAAUUAUUUAUUUAAGAGGCAGAAUUUCAAAGAGGGGAAAGACAGAGAGAGGUCUUCCAUCUGUUGCUUCACUCCUCAAACAGCUGCAAUGAUGGAGCUGAGCCAACCCGAAGCCAGGAGCCAAGAACUUCUUCCAGGUCUCCACUUGGGCCAUCUUCCACUGCUUCUCAAGCAUUAGUUGGGAGCUGGAUCAGAAGUGGAGCAGGGACCAGCACUGUGGCGUAGUGGGUAAAGCCACCACUUGCAGUGCCAGCAUCCCAUAUAGACAAUGUUUCCAGUCCCAGCUGCUCCACUUCACAUCCAGCUCUCUACUAUGGUCUGGGAAAGCAGUGGAGGUUGGCCCAGGUCCCUGGGCCCCGGCAUCCACGUAGGAGACCUGGAGGAAGCUCCUGGCUCCUGGUUUUAGAUCAGCCCAGCUCCAGCCAUUGUGGCCACUUGUGGAGUGAACCAGCAGAUGGAAGACUUCUCUCUGCCUCUGCCUCUCUGUAACUCUGCCUUUCAAAUAAAUAAUAAAAUAAAUCUUUCAAAAAGUGUAGUAGGCAGGACUCGAGCCAGGGCCCAUAUGGGAUGCUGGUACCACAGGUGGAGGCUUAACCUACUAUGCCACAGCACCAAACCCCCAACUCUGGCUUUUGUGGGCAUCUGGGGAGUGAACCAGAUGGUGGAAGAUCUCUGUCAGUCUUCCAAAUAAAUAAAUAAUCUUUAAAAAAAUUUAUCUUUUGCCUGACAUACACAUUUGAAAUUUAAAAAAAAAAAGCAGGCUAGAUUUUGGAAUAAUUGAUGCUCCUCUUAAAAGAGACACAUAUUUGGCUUAACUCUCCUAUUGAUCUGGAUAUUGACACUAAUAAUAUUUAUGUCUUUGGAAAGUAAAGUCAAUGCUCAAAAGGUAGAAACUUUACAUUUUUAGUAGGCAAAACUAUUUAAUGCUUCUUUCAAAGGGGGCGGGAGUUUAUUUUCAAGGAAUUUUUUUUCCCUUGUAAGACCAUACAGGGGACAGCUUUGUGGCAUAGCAGGUAAAAGCUGUCGCGAUGCUAGCAUCCCAUAUGGGUGCCAGUUCAUGUCCUGGCUGCCCCAUUUCUGAUCCAAUUCUCUGCUAGUAGCCUGGGAAAAGCAGUGAAGGAUGGUCUGAGGGCUUGGGCCCCUGCUACCCAUGUGGGAGACCAGGAUCCUGGCUUUUGGUUUCAGCCUGGCUCAGACUUGGCUAUUAUGGUCAUUUGAGGUGUGGACCUCUCUCUUUGUAACUCAUUCAAGUAAAUACAUAAAUCUUUAAAAAGAAAAGACCAAACAAUACUUGUAUAUCAAUGUCUUUUAAUUUGAAAAAAAGUAAAUGGUAUUAUAGCCAAACUAUGAAUCUAAAUAGAUUUUGCAAUUAUGUGAACAUUAACUUUUGUAUUGAGCACAGAAAUAAAAGUAUUCCACAGACAUCUGAAAUAAAUUCUAGAAUUGACCAAAGUAAUUGUUCAUUUGGAUAAUUGGAAGUCAAUUUAUAAGUAACUUUGUUCUUAAAUUGUAGGAAAUUUCUCUAAUUGUAUUCACAUUGAAUGAAUUUGUAUACACACACACACACAUAUAUAUAUAUAUAUAGUUUACCCUUCCAAAAUAAAAGUUUUGUUUGAACAAACAAGGCCUGAAAGAAAAUUUCUUCAAACAUUUUGGACUCCUCCUAGUGUUUUUAAUCACUUAAACAAAUUUUAAAGCAAUUUUUAAUGUUUUUAUAGUUGGGAAGAAGUUCUCAUCCCUUCUUAAUAAUAUGCAAGAUUUUAGAGGGUCUUUUUUGUAUUUAAUUUUAAUAAAAUGAGUAUUAAGCUUAAAUAAGUGAGAGAAGAAAUAAAAUUGGAAUGUCUUUAUUUUUCUUUGCUGUAGUAAAACUCCAGAUGGAAAUGAAAUGUUGGUUAUUUUCACAUUGUUUGAGCUUAGAGUAUAUAUUUAAGACAUAUCAUCACAAUGCCUUGAUAAAUUACAUGACCUAUAAGUUUCCUCUCUGGGGUGAGUUUACAGUUGUUAAUGGAAAAAUGGAUUUUUUUUUUUUACAGAAAAAUUGUUCCCUUCUAUAAUCUGUAUCUUGUUCUGCUUUAAAAUCUGUUACUUCUGCAAAAGGCUUUAGUAUCUGGGUGUUACAAUGUAUUUUUACCUCUAGGUUCAGAUACUGACUCCACUUUGAAUCCAAAUUUAUGCAAUUUUUUGUGCCAGCAGUGUUUGUAUAGAAUUUUGACUUAUAUUUUCUCAAGGAUUAAAAUUUACACGUGUAUA
Oryctolagus cuniculus (rabbit) is the source of this 12886-nucleotide messenger RNA. RefSeq names its product growth arrest specific 2 like 3 (gene GAS2L3). Gene Ontology annotation, molecular function: actin filament binding; cytoskeletal adaptor activity; microtubule binding. Gene Ontology annotation, cellular component: actin filament. Gene Ontology annotation, biological process: actin crosslink formation. The record is from RefSeq and is a predicted model, not a curated record. NCBI's taxonomy places the organism in Eukaryota, Metazoa, Chordata, Mammalia, Lagomorpha, Leporidae.